This is a messenger RNA of Drepanopeziza brunnea f. sp. 'multigermtubi' MB_m1, 2070 nucleotides long. The record is from RefSeq and is a predicted model, not a curated record. NCBI's taxonomy places the organism in Eukaryota, Fungi, Ascomycota, Leotiomycetes, Helotiales, Drepanopezizaceae.
AUGGCGAAACCACGACUUACCAUUGAGAAUGGCCUCUUCCGCGACGACCACGGAAGGCAGGUUACGCUGCGGGGAAUCAACAUGGCUGGAGAUGCAAAGUACCCCAGCAACCCACAUCAACCCUCCCACGUCCCUCAGGACUUCUUCGACGGUGACACUGUAAACUUCCAUUCUCGGCCAUUCCCGCUCGAGGAUGCCCAUCUUCACUACUCUCGAUUAAAGCGCUGGGGUUACAACACCAUCCGAUAUGUUUUUACCUGGGAGGCUAUCGAGGCUGCUGGCCCAGGAAUAUAUGACGAAGAGUGGAUUCAGCAUACAAUCGAGAUUCUGCGACUGGGAAGAAGCUAUGGAUUCUACAUCUUUAUGGAUCCACAUCAGGACGUAUGGUCGAGAUUCUCGGGUGGAUCUGGAGCUCCCAUGUGGACGCUAUAUGCUUGCGGAUUGAACCCCCAAAGCUUCGCUGCGACUGAAUCCGCUCUGGUACACAACACUUACCCCGAACCCCAGAACUUCCCGAAAAUGAUAUGGUCUACGAAUUACCAUCGAUUGGCCUGUCAAACCAUGUUCACACUCUUCUUUGCUGGGAGGGAUUUCGCGCCCAAGUGUAUUAUCGACGACAAGAAUAUUCAAGACUAUUUACAAGACCAUUUUAUUAAUGCGCUUGCCCACCUAGCCAAACGUAUCCAUGAAGCUGGCGACUUGGAAGACGAGAUUGUUAUUGGCUGGGAGAGCCUGAACGAGCCGAACCGUGGCUUCGUGGGCUGGCCCGAUCUCUCUUCAAUCCCGAGUGAGCAAAAGCUUCAGAAGGGGACAUCGCCGACUGCUUGGCAAGCUAUAUUGACAGGAUCUGGGAGGGCAUGCGAGAUAGACACGUGGGACUUUGGUGGUAUGGGACCAUACAAGUCUGGACGAGUGCUUGUGGAUCCGCAAGGAGAGAGCACAUGGCUCCCCGCAAACUAUGACGAGUCGAGGUACGGCUACAAAAGAGAUCCUGGAUGGAAACUUGGAGAGUGCAUUUGGGCACAGCACGGGGUUUGGGAUCCAGCAACCGAUACCCUCCUGAAGAGGGGUUAUUUCAAAAAGAACCCCUGGACAGGUGAGGUUAUCGACUAUGAGCACUUCACAAAUACCUAUUUCAUGGACUACUAUCGAAAACACAGGGAUGCCAUCCGAAACCAUCACAAAGACUGUAUCCUGUUCUGCCAGCCACCAGUUUUGGAGGUUCCUCCAUCGAUCAAAGGAACAGAAGACGAUGACCCAAAGAUGGUCUAUGCACCCCAUUACUAUGAUGGUGUUACUCUUAUGACCAAGAAAUGGAAUCGCUACUGGAACGUUGAUGUCUUGGGCGUUUUACGAGGGCGUUACCUGGCACCUGCUUUUGCGGUCAAGAUUGGCGAGACUGCGAUUCGCAACUGCUUCAGAGAUCAAUUAUCUGCAAUCCGGAAGGAAGGCCUCGAUUACAUGGGCAACCAUCCGUGUGUGUUAACUGAAUUCGGUAUACCUUAUGAUAUGGACGACAAACACGCCUACAAGACUGGGGACUAUUCAAGCCAGUCUGGAGCUAUGGAUGCCAACCACUUUGCUCUGGAAGUGAACCCCGGUAACAUAAAAGCCAAACUGAGCACUCCAUCCAUCUCCCCAAACCCCACCGACAUGCCCGCUGAACUAACCAACGCCCCAGGGUACCGCGCAGCCGAAGCCUACGUGCGACCCUCGCCCAUCCACACUGUUGGCAAAAUCCUGGAAUACGGCUUUGAUCUCCGGAACUGUAUCUUCAGUCUUUCCUUCGAUGCGCAUCGACCUUCCACCGAAGAAAAGCCGACGGAGAUCUUCUUGCCCGAAUUCCACUUUCCCAAAGAUAUGUGCGAGGUUGUGGUUAGUGCAGGGAAGUGGGAGAUUAGUGUUGACGAUGAGGACGGAGGCAUGAUUCAGCGACUAAGGUGGUGGCAUGUGGAGGGUGUGCACAAGAUCAAGGUUAUUGGUGUGAUGAGGCGGCAGAAUGUGGCGUUGGGGAAGGAGGAGGAGGGUUAUUUGGAUCAGUGCCAGCAGAGCAAGUGUGCUGUUAUGUAG